AAUGUGCAAACUCCACACUUAUACAAAACCGGAUGAUCCAUGUGUUUUUAAUUUAAAACAAGAAAAUCUUACCUUAUAAGGGUGUGAAUAUGAUCACAAAUUUGCUUACGUUUGGACUGACUUAAAAAUUUCUCAAAAAUUUUAAAUUGUAAAACUUCCCAAACAUUUCUCCAUUACUAAUUUCCCAAAAUAAUUUUCCAUCCUAGUGUAUAUUUCUUGUGGAAGUGUUUCUCUUUUUUGACUGCACAACAAAUCAAAAUCCUUGCAUAAAUCGCAGGCCUAAUUGAAUUUAGUCUUAAAUGACACUAUGAAUGAGUUCAAAACCUCUCACGGCUUACCUAACAGAGACCACAUGACCGCCCCGCAGUGUGACCCGAGGCCUAAACACGUAUGUCAUGGUAAGUACAUAGACUUCUUAAUCCUGUUGAUGGAUUAAAGCAACGCUCUGGUGACAACGACGUGGGUUUAUUUCUCUUGACCAAUCAGAGAAAUAAGAGCAGCUAGUUAACACUACUGUAAAUGUGUGCAUGUUUGUGGUCCGUCUAAUAUAUCAUACUGUAUGCCGCACUGCAGGUUGGAAGGAAAAAAGUUGGAUAUCUAAACUUUUAAAGACUGAAGAUACUGUACCUCAUCUUCAGGUCCUAAUUCAAUCAUGUCCUCGCACUAUAAGAUCUACUCUGUGAUAAGCUGCCUUUUACUUCUGUCAAGCAUGUUUCCAGUGGUCCAGUCACGUCGAGGUGGGGGGUUUGGGCGUGGUGGGGGUGGCGGGGCUGCCAGACGUGGCGUAUGGGGUGGUGAAAGCGCCGGUCGUGUAGGCUGGGGAGCAGGAGGUGGCCAUCCUCAUCAUGCCCCACCUGUCCAUACUGGAGGCUCAUCUGGACACGGUACAGGAAGAGUAGUGGGGGCAGCUGCGGCUGGAGCAUUGGGGGGCAUGCUAAUCGGACAUGGCCUCAGCUCCAUGGCCCAGCCUGGGUACGGGCACGGUUACGGAGGCUAUGGAGGUUACGGAGGGUAUGGACAUGGAUAUGGGCACGGCCACCCUAGACAUGGAGCACAUGGCGGUGGGCAAUGGGACAAUCACGCUGAGUUUCACAAUGAGACAGACAUGGAUUAUUAUACCGGUGCUGCCAGUUUUGGACCCAUUUAUAGCUGUGUAAUGGUCUGUGGAGCUGUAAUGUCAUUCUUACUUGGCCACUUUCUGUCAUAGGGGCACUUUAAUGUGGGUCUUUUUAGCACCUGCUAAAUGAAAAGAGAUUUUGGGUUUCUAAAAAUGAAUGCAAUAUUGAAACAUGCUAUUUAAUGCAAUAAAACUCUUGAGGUGUCUUUUGACCUUUAUGUUAAAUUGACAGUUGAAUUUACAUAGUUUUGACAUAAGGACUGUAUACAGUGUAACCAAAUGUUGUUGUUUUUUUGCUCUGCAAGCAAGUUAUGAUGAGCACAUGCCUGAAACAAAAGCCUGUACAUUUAUUAUAUUUUAGCAUUAGAAGUUUUUUAAAUCGUUAAUUUUUUUGUAUAAUGAUGUAUGCACCCUGAGUAGCUACCAUGUACUGUGUAUUUUAAGCAAAUUUAAUUGUAAGUUUAUAGACUGUUUUCUUCCAAAACCGUUUCACCUCCUCAAUGUUUAAAUCUGUUUUCGUCCCUGCCAUUUACGCAAGCGAACAUUCAAAAUAAAACAAGGCUUACGGUAAAUCACAUUAAACUAUUAGAAGCUUGACAAAGCGAUUCGAGCUGAGAACAAAUCUUGUUAAAGAUCUCGGCCGCUGUCUAUCUCACUUCCCCCAGCAUCUUAUUCUCUUAAACCAAUAAGAUUUCAUUACGCUUUCCUGCACCACAUCCUUAGGUUUCUAUCAGUAUGCAUGUUUAUUUUUGUACAGCUAAAACAAUUAAAUAAACUUCUUAA
Misgurnus anguillicaudatus (oriental weatherfish) is the source of this 1900-nucleotide messenger RNA. It is a transcript of the gene prnpa, whose product is annotated as prion protein a (Kanno blood group). The record is from RefSeq and is a predicted model, not a curated record. NCBI's taxonomy places the organism in Eukaryota, Metazoa, Chordata, Actinopteri, Cypriniformes, Cobitidae.